GAUUAUGUAAAAACCAGAUCACCCAGAUUGUCUUGUUGUCGAUAACAGAACAGUUGAACUAAGCCUAAACCAGCCACUGGCUGAGUAGGCUGCGAGGGUGGGGUGUUGGGUGUGUUUGCCCCACAGUGUUAGUCUUUAUCUAAUCAGCGGUCAUCAGUGACUGACAAGUCCACCAGGUGUAGCAAAGGUAUAUAAACUCUGUGUUUAGUUCAGGAAGGCAUCCUUCAUCCAGCGACUGCUGCUGCUGCUUGGAUUCAUCACAACAAGAUGGCGUCCGGUCUUCUCUUCUUGUUGCUCCUCGGGAUCGGAGGAAAUAUGUUUUCUGAAGCGGUGUCACCAAUAGAUCACCUUAUUGUAUGUGAAGAUUCAAUGGCCGAACUAAAGUGCCCUCAAGAUCAGGGAAUACACGUGUACUACGCUGUAUACGGACGUCAUGACACGACCACCUGUUCUUUCGGACGUCCUCCUUCUCAGCUCCAGAAUGUUACUUGCUUUAGUUUCACCAAACUCAUUACUAAAAACUGUAACGGGAAGUACAACUGUAGAAUCACAGCCAGUAACUCUGAGUUUGGAGAUCCCUGCGUAGGAACCUACAAGUACCUUGAUGUAGCCUACAGUUGUAUGUAUCCACUCUAAAAUCUUCCUGUGAUGCAUCGGCGACUUUUCUUUUGGAUUAGUUUUUAAAGAAAUAACAAACAUGAGAUCUAAUAAAGGAAUUGAGUCAAAUUGAGAAGAA
Molecule: messenger RNA, 736 nt
Organism: Nothobranchius furzeri (turquoise killifish)
Lineage: Eukaryota; Metazoa; Chordata; Actinopteri; Cyprinodontiformes; Nothobranchiidae
Product: L-rhamnose-binding lectin SML
Molecular function (GO): carbohydrate binding
Source: RefSeq, a predicted model, not a curated record